AUGCUGCAGACUAUGAUGAGUGAACCCAAAGAGGGCGAAGUUGUUGCACAAGAAGAAAGAGUGCAACCAAUUUUGAAACCACCUCUUUCAUUCCCUCAAAAGUUCAAGAAACAGAAGGAGGAUGAAUGUUUUGGUAAGUUCCUCUCUCUUUUGAAACAAGUUCAUAUUAACUUGCCAUUGGUAGAUGUUUUGGAGGAUAUACCCAAGUAUGCGAAAUACGUGAAGGAGAUUGUGGUGAAUAAAAGGAGGCUGAAAGAAUAUGAGACUGUUGCACUUACUGAAGAGUGCAGCUCCAGAAUCCAAAAUAAGUUUCCCACUAAAUUGAAAGAUUCGGGUAGCUUUACGGUUCAGAUCACUAUAGGGCAGAUCAUUCAUGCGCUAGGAUUGUGUGAUCUAGGAGCUAGUAUAAACUUGAUGCCGACAUCUUUGCACAAAAAGUUAGGGUUGGGUAGUCCUAAACCUACUACUAUUAUCUUACAGUUGGCUGAUAGAUCUAUAGCUAGGCCUGAGGGUGUUUUAGAGGAUGUGUUAGUGCAAGUAGGAUCAUUGAUUUUCCGAGUAGAUUUUAUUGUGCUAAACAUUGAGCCAGACCCUGAGGUCCCAUUCAUCCUAGGAAGACCUUUCUUGGCUACUGGGAGGGCGAUGAUAGAUGUAGCAGCUGGGCAACUCACUAUGCAGGCCCAUGAUAUGGUGGAGGUUUUCGACGUGUAUAAAGCUUUAAAACUGCCAGUUGUGUAUGAAGAGUUGGCUGCCAUAACUGAGAUAGAUCUUGAGGCAGAAGCUCGCUACAUUGCAUCUAAGGACCCUCUAGAGCGAGAAAUUGUGCAAUUUCUUGAUAUGGAACUUAUAGGUACAUCUGGAAAGCGAUGGGAGCCUCUAAAUAGGGUGUUGGGUCCUCCACCAAAGCCCUUCAUUGAAGAAGCACCCAAGGUGGUAGCAACAUUAAUCAUCUUGAAAAAGAGGAAAGCAGCUUUGGGGUGGCAAAUGUCCGACAUCCAUGGUAUUAGUCCCGCACUAUGCAUGCAUAAAAUAUACAUGGAGGAAGGGCAUAAGCCGAGUGCACAGCAUCAGCAGAGACUAAAUCCAUUGAUGAAGGAUGAGGUGAGAAAAGUGGUAAUCAAGUGGCUGGAUGCAGGGAUUGUGUACCCAAUAUCAAACAGCAAAUGGGUAAGUCCAGUACAGUGUGUGCCCAAGAAGGGCGGAAUGACGGUGGUAACAAAUGAGAAGAAUAAGUUGAUCCCCACAAGAACAGUGACUGGGUGGCGGAUUUGCAUGGACUACAGAAAGUUGAAUGACACCACCAGAAAGGACCAUUAUCCGGUACCUUUCAUUGAUCAAAUGUUGGAUAGGAUGGCAGGUCAGGAAUACAAUUGUUUCCUUGAUGAUUAUUUAGGGUAUAAUCAGAUCAUCAUUGCACCAGAAGAUCAGGAGAAUAAUACAUUCGCUUGCCCGUAUGGCAUGUAUGCAUGCAAGCGCAUGCCAUUCGGCUUGUGCAAUGCCCCAGCCACAUUUCAGAGAUGUAUGAUGGCAAUCGUCCAUGAUAUUGUGGAGGAUUUUGUUGAAGUGUUCAUGGAUGACUUCUCGGUGUUUGGUGAGUCUUUUGAACUUUCCUUGACUAAUCUUGACAGAGUUCUUGUUAGGUGUGAAGAAACAAAUCUGUGUGGGCUGGAUGUUGACAAGGCUAAAGUGGAAGUUACUGAGAAGUUGCCACCUCCCAUCACAGUAAAGGGAGUUAGAAGCUUCCUGGGACAUGUUGGGUUUUACAGGAGGUUCAUCAAGGACUUCUCUAAGACUGCAAGACCUAUGUGCAGCCUGUUAGAGAAAGAGAUGAAGUUUGUGUUUGAUGAAAAGUGUUUGCAGCUUCCUUUUGAGCUUAUGUGUGACACCAGUGACAUAGCUGUUGGGGCAGUACUUGAGCAGAGAAAAGAGAAGAUGUUCCAUUACAUCUACUAUGCGAGCAAGACACUUGAUGCAGCUCAAUCGAAUUACACUGUGACUAAAAAAGAAAUGCUGGCAUUAGUGUUCGCACUUGAGUUUGAUCUUGAGAUAAAGGACAGGAAGGGAACUGGGAACCAGAUAGCUGAUCAUUUGUCUAGACUGGAGGAUUCAACUCAUGUGAAGAAUGGGGGGCAGAUUCGUGAAGAGUUUCCUGAUGAGCAAUUGCUUACUUUGGACAUUGCUAGAGUGCCUUGGUAUGCUGAUAUUGUGAAUUUUCUGAUGAUAAGAAGGUGUAUAGCUGAGCAGGAGGUGACACAAGUGUUGGAGAGUUGUCACUCUUCACCAUAUGGUGGACACCACGAAGGAGAACGAACUGCGCAUAAGGUAUUGCAAUCUGGUUUCUUUUGGCCUACUCUGUUUAAAGAUGUUGCUUUGUUUGAGAAAGGUUGUGAUCAGUGUCAGAGGAUGGGAACCAUUUCGAGGAGGCAUGAGAUGCCAUUGAGCAAUAUACUGGAGGUUCAGAUCUUUGAUGUCUGGGGGAUAGACUUUAUGGGACCAUUCCCAUCGUCCCGUGGUAAUCAAUACAUCCUAGUCGCAGUGGACUACGUGUCUAAGUGGAUGGAGGCAGUUGCACUACUAUCCAAUGAUGCAAAAGGGUUGUGA
Solanum stenotomum is the source of this 2601-nucleotide messenger RNA. RefSeq lists its product as uncharacterized. Gene Ontology annotation, biological process: DNA integration. NCBI's taxonomy places the organism in Eukaryota, Viridiplantae, Streptophyta, Magnoliopsida, Solanales, Solanaceae. Gene Ontology annotation, molecular function: nucleic acid binding. The coding region runs from base 1 to 2601 and encodes 866 amino acids. The transcript has 8 exons. The record is from RefSeq and is a predicted model, not a curated record.